Molecule: messenger RNA, 849 nt
Organism: Tripterygium wilfordii
Lineage: Eukaryota; Viridiplantae; Streptophyta; Magnoliopsida; Celastrales; Celastraceae
Product: zinc finger protein WIP6-like
Exons: 2
Coding region: 1-849 (282 amino acids)
Biological process (GO): anatomical structure development; regulation of gene expression
Cellular component (GO): nucleus
Molecular function (GO): DNA-binding transcription factor activity
Source: RefSeq, a predicted model, not a curated record
AUGCAAGCUCCCCUCUUCUCCUUCAUAUCCUCGACUGAUCAUGACCAAGAAAAUGAAGAUUCCAUUAUUCUAUCUCUUGGUCUUCCUGGUCAACACAAAACCCAUAUUCCCUCUCCAAAUCACAAGCAUCAAAACCCUAACGAUGAAAACAGUACGGUGACAAUUGCUCUGAGCAUUGCUCCUCCCACAACAACAAGCUUCAACACCCAGAACCUCAACGACAUUAAUGAUGGUUCUGAUCAUGAGCUCGCUCAAGGAGUACAUUACUGGAUUCCUACUCCCUCACAAAUCCUUGUUGGUCCAACACAGUUCUCUUGCACUGUCUGCAACAAAGCAUUCAACCGUUACAAUAACAUGCAGAUGCACAUGUGGGGUCAUGGAUCGCAGUAUCGAAGGGGUCCGGAGUCACUAAGAGGGACAAAGCCAUCGUCAUCAAUGCUAAGACUGCCUUGUUAUUGUUGUGCUGAGGGUUGCAAGAACAACAUUGACCAUCCAAGAUCAAGGCCAUUGAAGGAUUUCAGGACUCUCCAAAUACAUUACAAGCGAAAGCACGGAGCCAAGCCAUUUGGGUGUAGAAAAUGUGCCAAACGUUUUGCUGUUAGAGGGGAUUGGAGGACACAUGAGAAGAAUUGUGGGAAGCUUUGGUUUUGCAUCUGCGGCUCUGAUUUCAAGCACAAGAGGUCUUUGAAAGAUCAUGUCCGUUCAUUUGGAGAUGGUCAUGCUCCUCAUACUUUGGAGACUAAUUGUGAGAUUGGAGAUGAAUGUGAAGAGGAAGACGAAGAAGAAGAAGAAGAAGAAGAUGAGGUUUAUAACGACAUUCAUCAAGGUCAUCCUGUUUUCUUCCAUUAA